Rhagoletis pomonella (apple maggot) is the source of this 522-nucleotide messenger RNA. RefSeq lists its product as uncharacterized. The record is from RefSeq and is a predicted model, not a curated record. The coding region runs from base 1 to 522 and encodes 173 amino acids. The transcript is spliced from 4 exons. Lineage: Eukaryota; Metazoa; Arthropoda; Insecta; Diptera; Tephritidae.
AUGUCAAAGAAAAUUAAGAGAAUAGUUUUAGCAGAUCCGGAAAACAUAGCCACACCAUAUAAGAAAACAGUUCCAGCAUGCGAGAGUUGUAAAUCCUUAGCGGAGGGACUGAAAAUUUUGCAAGGAUCUAAUUUUUUGCGAGCUUUAAUCAUUAUUAUUUUUUCCAUUUCCUUUCCAGACACCUAUCGCGCGCGCAGCAAACGUGAGACUGCAGCAUAUGCCGCUUAUGAUGCUGAGUUGGCGCAAAAAGAAAUUUUACGAGAGUUUGGACCAAGCGCUUGUAUAUUGGAGGAACCUUGUCGUGUGCAUGCUUCACGGCCAGGUCGCUUUGGUGCACAACAGCAUCCAGCGUGGAAUGAAAUUUUGAGAAACUACAGAGUUCAAUCAACCGGCAUGAAACAAUGGUACCUACUCUCCCUCUACAUUGGCGAUGCAGUGCGCGAUGUGCCACUCUGUCGGCACCUGGCCAAACGGAUGCCAUGUCCAGGCGUUGGACCAUUGCCGCCACCGCAACCACGCUAA